Molecule: messenger RNA, 1560 nt
Organism: Exophiala spinifera
Lineage: Eukaryota; Fungi; Ascomycota; Eurotiomycetes; Chaetothyriales; Herpotrichiellaceae
Exons: 1
Coding region: 1-1560 (519 amino acids)
Cellular component (GO): cytoplasm
Molecular function (GO): exopolyphosphatase activity
Source: RefSeq, a predicted model, not a curated record
AUGCCCUCGCUGUCGACGUAUCUGUCACGCAUACGCCGUAUAGCAAUGCCGUCAUCAGCCUCGAAGCCCUCGACGAUACCGUCGCGCAGCGCAGCGGCGGACGCGGGUCGACGCAGUGGACUAACGCUGGUCAUGGGCAAUCCCUCGGCGGACCUGGACAGUUUCAUCUCUGCGAUAGUGUUGUCGUAUUUCUACAAUCGCGACACCAAGUCGACCAUGAUGUCGGGUGGGCGAUCACCACCACCGACACGACAGGCUCAGGUGUAUGUUCCGAUUCUGAAUCUGCCUUCUGUCCGCGCGAAGGAGCUGUGGCGCCUCCGCCCGGAGUUUGGUGUGGCGCUGCGCCUUGCGAUGGACGAGAAGCCGGAGCACAUCAGGCACGGAACUGGCGGCGGUGGCAAGUCCGGUGAGGAGGGCAAGACGGCGGUGUUGGACGAGGUGCUUACCAUUGCGGACGUGCUGGAUGAUGGCGGUUCGACGUUCCACGACGUGUUUGCGGCUGGGACAAGGACUGUGACCCCCGACGGUAAGCAGAAGGUGAUCCUGGUCGAUCACAACGCGCCGUCGAUCCCCAUUCCCGGACUGUCGGACGAGGUGAUUCGGUCCGGACUCGAUGUCGUCGGGUGUGUCGACCACCAUGUCGACGAGGGGUAUGUGGCCGACGACGCCGAGCCCAGGAUAGUGCGGACAGGUAUAGGCAGUUGCACGAGUCUGGUCGUGCAGCAUCUUCGGAAUGAGGGGUUGUGGCAGGCUGCGUCAGCGACCGAAAUAGAGCAGGACCACCAUGACCGCGACCGUGACCGUGGCCACCAACCCGCUGACGGCAACGACGGGCUGAGGCAGAUCGCUAGACUUGCCCUGGCUCCUAUCCUGAUAGACACGUCCAAUCUCAAGGCCAGCGGGGAUAAAUGCUCAGACGUCGAUAGGGAGGCAGUCAAGUUUCUGGAUGCGAUCGUCACGCGCGAUGGCGACGGCGUCGGCCAUGGCCAUGUACAGGGAACGACAAGUGGACAGACCAGCCUCGGGUGGGAUAGAGACGCGUUCCACAAAGUCAUCAACGCUACAAAGACGAACUCGCUGGAUCUCUUGACGAUGCAAGAGAUCUUUGACAGGGAUUACAAGAGUUGGACGGAGCCCAUGAGGAGUCAGAACCGGAACCACGCGCACGUCAAUAUCGGGAUAUCGAGUCUCGUCAAGCCUCUCUCCUGGCUGGUGGAGCAUGCCGGGGGAGUGGACGAGUUUCUCGACGAGAUCGACACGUUUGCGCACAGCGAGGAUAGGAACCUGGGAAUCUUUGCCAUGCUCACUCGUGCCGGGAAGGGAAAGGAGCUUGUUCUUCUUGGUCUGAAUGACCAAGUCGGCGGCAGCAUCGUUGACACGUUUGAAUCACGGGCUGGAGAACUCCAGCUGAAGACGUGGGAGGAGGAUGACGCUCUUGGGAAAGCGCUGGACCAAAGAUUGGGACGGAAAGGGUCGUGGAAGAUCUGGUGGAUGGGUGAUACGAGCAAGAGUAGGAAGCAGGUGGCACCACUGAUCAGAGAGGCUGCGAGAGAGGUAUGA